AUGAACCUUGAAAUUUGCAACCGUCUAAGCACAAGAAACAACAGUAUUUGCACGAAUUAUGAAAGAAUUAGCAAUGACCCUAUUGUGUGUGUCAAUGGAUUAAUUCCUAGAUCAAUGAAGAUUACAAAGUUGAAGUCAUUGUGGAGGAAGAUCAAUAGAGAAAAGAAGAGAAGAAUAUUUAGAUCAUCUUCACAUGUGUUUCUAUAUGAUCCUAGCUCUUACAUACAGAAUUUUGAUGAUGGUUAUAUCAGUGAUUCUGAUAAUUUUUCAUUGUUAUUCUCAGCUCGAUUCACGCCAUCCAGGAUUCUCGAGAAGGAUAUUGAAGUGAUUGAUGAUGAAGAAAUAUUUUAUAUAAACAAUGACAGCUAG
Molecule: messenger RNA, 369 nt
Organism: Lathyrus sativus (Indian pea)
Lineage: Eukaryota; Viridiplantae; Streptophyta; Magnoliopsida; Fabales; Fabaceae
Source: the annotation of a GenBank genome assembly